Molecule: messenger RNA, 873 nt
Organism: Portunus trituberculatus (swimming crab)
Lineage: Eukaryota; Metazoa; Arthropoda; Malacostraca; Decapoda; Portunidae
Product: embryogenic cell protein 40-like
Exons: 2
Coding region: 151-720 (189 amino acids)
Source: RefSeq, a predicted model, not a curated record
UCUUAUGUAUGUUUUGGUGUCGUAAGUGUUCCUAGUGCCUGCGGGCGUUUGACUGGUAUAUAAGACGUGGCAAACAUUUUCCAGGCACAGAACUCAUCCAGCCGUUCAUCUUAGUUCCUCCUAAGCUUCCAGUCAUACUACGACAGAAACAUGGCCAAGGUAGCAACAACAGCAGCGUGGUGCCUCGUGGUGCUAGCGGCAGUGGUGGCAUUGGUGGCAGCGGAGGCAGACCCCGGCCACCACCACGGAGGAAGGCGCUACUAUAAGCGCCCCAGCCACUACAGCCAGAGACGCCCACAUGGCGCCGCCCACGUUCCUCACUCGGGCCACUCUGGCGCCCACGGCCUUGCAUCUGUUAGCCACUCCGGAGCCGCUCACAGCGUGCAUAACUCUCACUCCACCCUCGGCCACACCUCUGCCGGGCACGGAUCCACUCACGGCGUGCACAACACUCACUCCACCCUCGGCCACACCUCUGCCGGGCACGGAUCCACUCACGGCGUGCACAACACUCACUCCACCCUCGGCCACACCUCUGCCGGCCAUGGAUCCACUCACGGCGUGCACAACACUCACUCCACCCUCGGCCACACCUCUGCUGGACACGGAUCCACUCACGGCGUGCACAACACUCACUCCACCCUCGGCCACUCAGCCAGUCACGUGAAGGGCACCACUCACGGCGUACACGGCGGCCACGGCAAGAAGUACUACCACUAACAGAACCAGGACCAGUAUUGUCGCAGAACGUGUGUUCCUCCCCAGCACACAGGUGACACCUCAGGUCAUGGUGUGGAUCUCCUCACAAGACUACCUAAGCAGAUAUUAUACUUUGUUUAUCAAUUUCGUUAUAAUAAAUACUACUGAACUAUG